AUGACUUUCGUCCAAGGAUUCAAACCAGAAGCUCUAGCUGACACCGACUUAUUCAAGCCAAUCAAGGUCGGUAACACCGAAUUGCAGAACCGUAUUGUUAUGGCUCCAUUGACCAGAAUGAGAGCUCCAAAUCACGUUCCAAACACUGAAUUAGUUUCUGAAUAUUACGACCAACGUUCUAAGAGAGCUGGUACCAUGAUCAUCACUGAAGGUAUCUUCACCUCUCCUCAAGCUGGUGGGUACCCAGAUGCUCCAGGUAUUUACACCAAGGAACAAAUUGCCGAAUGGAAAAAGAUCUUCGCCAAGAUUCACGAAAACAAGUCCUUCGUUUGGGCUCAAAUGUGGGUCCUUGGUAGACAAUCUUUGGCUGAUACCUUAGCCAAGGAAGGUUUACGUUAUGACUCUGCCACUGAUGAUUUGUAUUUGGAUGAUGAAAGAAAGGAAAGGGCCAUUAAGUCUAACAACCCACAACAUGGUAUCACCAAGGAUGAAAUCAAGCAAUACAUCAAGGACUAUGUUGAAGCUUCCAAGAACGCAAUCGCUGCUGGUGCAGAUGGUGUUGAAAUUCACAGUGCUAACAGUUAUUUGUUGAACCAAUUCUUAGACUCCAAGUCUAACAACAGAACUGAUGAAUAUGGUGGAUCUAUUGAAAACAGAGCUCGUUUCACUUUAGAAGUUGUCGAUGCUGUCGUUGCCGCCGUUGGUGCAGACAAAGUUGGUGUUAGAUUCUCCCCAUGGGGUAUGUACGGUGGUAUGUCCGGUGGUGCUAACCCAUUGACCCUUGCUGAAUACAGUUACGUUAUUGGUGAAUUGGAAAAGAGAGCAACUGAAGGUAAGAGAAUUGCUUACAUUCAUUUGGUUGAGCCAUGUCCACCAAAUGUUUGGGAUGACAAGCCAGAAUUGAGAAACACUAAGGGUUCCAAUGACUUCAUUUACUCAAUUUGGGAAGGUAUUGUUAUUAGAACUGGUGAAUUAGGUGACAAACCUGAAAACGCUAGAAAGAUCGCCGCUAAUCCAAACACCUUGGCUGGUUACGGUAGAAUGUACAUCUCAAACCCAGAUUUACCAGACCGUCUAGAAAAUGGAUGGCCUUUAAAUGAUUUCGAAAGAGAUCUAUUUUAUGCUAGUGGUGCUAAGGGUUACAUUGAUUACCCAACCUACAAAUAA
Messenger RNA from Naumovozyma castellii, 1167 nucleotides. Its product is annotated as alkene reductase. The transcript has a single exon. The record is from RefSeq and is a predicted model, not a curated record. Bases 1 to 1167 code for a protein of 388 amino acids. NCBI's taxonomy places the organism in Eukaryota, Fungi, Ascomycota, Saccharomycetes, Saccharomycetales, Saccharomycetaceae.